AUGGUGGCUGAUUUGAAAGUUGUUUCUCGUGAUGAACUUUUCAAUGAAAGAAACGAGGAGCCUGAAGCAGAAGAUUCAGUAAUACUUCCGAAACUUGAAUUCGAGUUCAUCGAAGUGAAUAAUGCAGAAGGAUCGACAGCAGAUAUAGACCGAAACACCGAAAAUGUUGACACUAAUAAUACACAGGAAGAUGAUGAGUUUGACUUUCCAUUAUUUUCCUUUGGUGCAGCUGCCCCUUUAGAUGAAGCUGACAAUGGAAAGGCACAAGAAGAAAAGGAAGAAGGUGAGAGCCGUGGAAGGAGUGUCACCAAAUUGAUGAAAGUCUCGCUUAGAGAACCAAGUCCAGAAGUCAUUAAUAUUACCAGGCCCCGCUCGUACUACUUUUCCGAAUAUAGUGAAGCAGAAAAACAGCAAUUCAGAGAGUCGGCCCUUGAUGUCGAUUCUAUUCUGAAAGAAUACAAAUUGGGACCGUAUAAAGGAUGGCCAGAAUACAGAGGCAAAGUGAUUGAUUUAAAUGAGCACAAUGCCAAAAUCGAUUUAGAGCAACAAAGAAUGAAAAAGCUGCAGAAAAAGAGACCAAGUAAGAAACAAAGAAUAGCAAGAAAGCUUGGAAAAGAGAGAGAACUUCAAAGAAUACAAAAGGAUAAAGAAAUCAAGAUGAUGAUCAAAAAGAGAUUCCAUAAACGUGGUGGUAAAAAGAAUAAGAAAAAAGUACCUAAUCCUCUUGAAAACGCUGGAGCCACGCCUAAGAAUAAACCGAAAACCUCUACUAAUUCAAAGCCAAAGAGUGCUCCCAAACCUAAGUUCAGAACAGAAUGA
This is a messenger RNA of Kluyveromyces marxianus DMKU3-1042, 819 nucleotides long. RefSeq lists its product as uncharacterized. NCBI's taxonomy places the organism in Eukaryota, Fungi, Ascomycota, Saccharomycetes, Saccharomycetales, Saccharomycetaceae. The transcript has a single exon. The record is from RefSeq and is a predicted model, not a curated record. Bases 1 to 819 code for a protein of 272 amino acids.